This is a messenger RNA of Lonchura striata (white-rumped munia), 3173 nucleotides long. NCBI's taxonomy places the organism in Eukaryota, Metazoa, Chordata, Aves, Passeriformes, Estrildidae. The record is from RefSeq and is a predicted model, not a curated record.
UGUAGUAUUGAAGAGCCGCCUUCUAAUGACCUUUUAAGAAUGGCAUCAUUCAUGGCAAUAAAACCCCAAUAGCUGGAGCACUGCAUUGAGGGCAAUAGGGAAAGUCAGUCUUUCAAUGUGGUGGCUCUCGAGCCACGUUCUGGGAGUUCUCCUCUUCCUCACACAUUUAGGGAUCAGGGUGAUGCUGAAAAGCCCUCCUGACGUGCUUGUACUAGCCAGGGAGCUAGUACAAUUUUGUUACUUCAAGGCAGGAGAAAGGCUGCUUACUCUUGUGGCCAGUUAUUUUAGUUAAUCCUCCACCCUGAAGACUCAGAGCUGUGGUUGUAUUCAAGGAAAGGAGGAGAUAGCAAAAACCACUUUAAUUGCCUCCAUUUCCCCCCUCCCAACUAGUCUGGGAAAAGAGCAUGCAGUCCAAAGUGGGAGGCAGCAGCAGAUGCUUCCCAUUACAGCAGUCAGGGAAAAAUGAAGAGAUUUAGGCUAUAGCUUGAAAAUGCUGGUAGCAGAGUUAUAUGAUUUGGUUGCUUCUGCUGAUAAGCUUCUGAACUUGAUUUUCCAGGAAGGUCCAGCUGCUCUCUGCUUUUAUGACUGUGUAGUGCUAAAUAGAUCUGGAAGGUACAGAAGUAAUAGAAUUCUUUCUGUGUUUCUUUCAGAAGAUGAUAGUCAAACCACUACUGUCAAGACAACCACUUCUGCAAUAACAUCAAAAGCUGUGGAACCUGAGACUACAGCAACUUCACAAACAACAACAACAACAACUACAGUGCCAGCACCAGUGCUGACAGCAACUGCCGCCAGAACUACACAAGAAACCAGCACAAACAGCCCCACGCCUUCUUCACCUAAUGCGACAUCACAAACAACACAAGUUAUAACAGAAAAACCAACAACAGUGACUUCAGCAGCAACUACAAGUCUCAGCACAACAAACACUACACAAACAAGUGGAGCACAAUUGGCACAAAAUGAGAGUUUGGAUUCUGCAUCUACUACAGGACAGUCUUUUUCUUCUACAGUGUCUCCAAAAGGAAACACUUCUGCUUCUGGAACCCCAGGUCUUCACAUGAUCUCGCCAACAACUUCAACAAAGCCAACUUCUGAAAGUCCUAAAAGCAGUUCUGGAAACCAGACUCAUACAGGGAGUAAUAUCAGCUAUUCUAAUGUUAUCUUGCCAAUUGUCAUCACCCUGAUAGUCAUUACCCUCUCUGUCUUCUCACUGGUGGCUUUGUACAAAAUGUGCCAGAAGAAAACUCCAGAGAGACAAGAGAAUGGCGCUGAACAGGCCCAGUCAGAUAAAGACGGAGUCAAACUUCUUUCUGUGAAGACAACUUCUUCUGAGACUGGAGAGCACUCAUCUCACGGGAAGAAUAAAACUCGGCAACUCUUCACAUCUCAGCAAUAAAUAUAUGUGAAGGAGCCUGUUUUGCCAUAAUAUGCAGAACAUCUCACCAAAGUUGCAUUUCAAUGGGAAAUGUGGAGAAGCUGAAGCUUUUUACCAUCAGGACACUUCUGUUAAUGGCUAGGUUUUGUCUUCUAAAUCUCAAGCAUCUCCUUUCCCUUCUGGGAUGACAUGUAAUUUUUUUGAUGGCUUAAUAACUGGUAUACCAUGUAUAUUUAUUAUUUUCACAUAUAGUAAAAGCAGGGAAACAAGGUUGAGGAGAAUGUAAAAACAAGAUGAGUGAAGAUGAUAUAGAAAUUUGGUGAUGUUUGCAUAGUAGCUACUAAAAAUAUUUUCUGCACACACAGGAAGGAAUAUGUCAGCAUAUUUUGUUGAACUUAUGGUGGCUAGGGAUAUUUUAGUUGUAUGUAGCAGAAUACAAACAGGACCUGACCCUUGGAACAGGACUGGGCAAACAGCCACUAUGAAAAUUAAUUCAGUGAUUUGCAUGAGACUCCUCACUGUAGCACAUGCUUUGCUUGUCAUAAAUGUUUACAGGGUGGGAUGCCAGGCUGAGAUGCUGAAGUGUAUGCUUCUUUUCUGUGAAGGGAGGAAUAUACCUUGCACUGAGGCUCUUUGAAAUUCUGUAAAUUACUGAAUAUAAUCUUUGCAACGUAGCAGGCAAUAGUUGGUUUUCACCUGUUCCUUGGCUAAUUGCAUUAUGCGAGCUGCAGAUAUGGCUCCCAUAUAGCCUGGGGCACACAGUGGGAAAUCAGCAAGGUAAGCAAUUUCCCAGAUGAACCUUCCUUGUGUUCUGAGUAAUGUAUGGAAUUCCUGCGGGUUAUUGAAUAACUCUGGAAGUUCAAAGAGCGUUUCAAGUGCUAAUUACAGACACUCUUAAUUUGUACAGAGCUGACAGUUCCAAAAUAUCAAGUAGUGCUUCUGCCUGCAUGUACCCUACCUUUCUAGAACUAUAAAUGUUUGAAAGUUAUAUUACUGUGAGCAUCUGCUCAGUCUCAAUCCACUGACUGUAGCAUUCCAAGGAUUAUGGUUUUUUUAAUUGGGAAAUGGAAAGAAGACAACUUUUGGGACAAUCAUCUAAGUUUUGAUACCUAUUGAUACAAUGCUUUUGAGGAACUUUUCUCUCCAAUUUCCUUCUCUGAAAUACUAAAACCUGCCUAUCAUUAUGGUGAGAGAUUGGGCAGAUUUAUUACUUCAUGUCUAUAGACAAAUCUGAAAAGUGUUUAUUUCCCUGUGCUUGGCCACUGCUCUUACUUCUGCUUUGGUGGGUCUGAUAAUCUUCUUUCUUAGUGGCACCAUGAGAGACUUUUGGUGAAGCUCAAUAAAAGAUGGGAAACUAGCAAGUGUCCAUGCUGCAACUGAACUUACGUGGUUCAUUCAGGUAUUCCUGGAUCACUUGUUUUCCUCAGGAGCAGAGAAGUCUUGGAUGCCUGCUUUGGAAAGGUUGGGCCAUCUAAAAUAUGCAAGUUGGUAUCUGCAACUAUUCUGGUUCCUGGCUGAAGAGGUUUCCUUCCAAAAAAAACCAGUCAUGGUGGAUUUUCACGUUGAUUAAAAACCCAAAGUAUUUUGUAGUGUAUUGUAUCAUAGUGAAAGGACAGUAGAGAAAAGAAGAGAAAUAUUGUGAAAUAUCUGUUUGUGGUUUUGUGCAAAAUCUGUUCAGAAACUACCAUGUUGUGUCAAGAAAAAAUUUUACUGCCUAUUAAAAUUUAUUAUCUUUAUUAAGUAGCUAUCCUUUUCUGUUUUCAGAAAUACAAUCCAUUGCACAUGUCUAGCACAA